AGUCAGCUCUAAUGAAUACUCUGAAUAAUAUUAGAAAAAAUCUUCCAUGGAUUGAACGAUUAGAUGUAACUUGUAAAGCUGCACCAGCUCAAAAAGAAUUAGAUGUGAACGAUUUACAACCAAUCGAUCCAGAUGAUGAUUUUAAACGUGAAAAUUUUUUUUAUCGUAUCGCUCAAGCUGCAGUGCUUAUAGCUCUGCCUAAAUUGCAUGCUUUAGAUGUACCAACAAAACGUCCAUCAGAUUAUUUUGCUGAAAUGGUCAAAACAGAUGAUCAUAUGAUUAAGGUUAAAAAAUAUUUAAUUGAAACAAAACAAAAAUUAGCAUUACGUGAACGUGCUAGACAAAUUCGUGAACGACGUAAAUUUGGCAAACAAAUACAACAAACUAUUAAUCAAACACGUAAAGAAGAAAAACGUAAAUUAACUGAAGCUGUAAAAAGUACAUGGAAAAAGACGGGAAUUAAUCGUGAAGAGAAACUCGAACAAAUAUUAAAUGAAUUUAAAAAAGAUUAUGAACAACCAAAAAAUGAUAAAUCCAACGAGAAAGUCUCCUCCUCGUCAUCAACACCAGCGAAAACUUAUCAAACAGCUAAAGAUUAUGCAAAUCGACGAAAGAUUAAUCAAAAACGUGUCUACAAAAAUAAUAAAUUCGGUCAUGGUGGACAGAAAAAGCGUCAAAAACGCAAUACAUCUGAAUCGGUCCAUGUUGGAGCACGUCGUGAUUUUAGUCAGUUGAAACAUCAAGCUACUCCGAAUAAAGCGAAACAAAUCCGUUCAAGUUAUCGGAAAUUAAAGCAGAAACGUAAGAAAAUGACAAAAAAACGUGGUUAAUGCACGAGAGAAGAAAUUUUAAACUUUGUAUAUUCUUCAUUUGUAAAAAUCACAUAUAUUGAAUGUGUUCUUUUGUCUCUUCAAA
Messenger RNA from Schistosoma turkestanicum, 915 nucleotides. NCBI's taxonomy places the organism in Eukaryota, Metazoa, Platyhelminthes, Trematoda, Strigeidida, Schistosomatidae. The record is from the annotation of a GenBank genome assembly.